Acanthamoeba castellanii str. Neff is the source of this 210-nucleotide messenger RNA. RefSeq lists its product as uncharacterized. Bases 1 to 210 code for a protein of 69 amino acids. The transcript is spliced from 2 exons. Lineage: Eukaryota; Discosea; Longamoebia; Acanthamoebidae. The record is from RefSeq and is a predicted model, not a curated record.
AUGGCGAAGCUGAUGUGCAGGUGGGACGGCAUCUACUCCAUCGUGGCCAACUCCCCCGGUUACGGCUACGGCCACAACGACUACGGAUUUGCUGCGGAGGCCUCCCGUUCGUUCACGCAAGCCAGCGCGCCUGUCAUCAUGAACGACGCCGAGGAGGUCAGGGCCUCAGUGACCGUCCAGUUCACCUACUCAGGGUGCAUUCACUCCUAA